AUGACUAUUGAUACUGAUCAUAUUUCAGCCUCUGAUCCAAAAGGCGUAAACGCUUUGAAAAGGAAGUACACUAGGUCAGCUAAGGCCUGCAUAGAAUGUCAUAACAAAAAGGUCAAAUGUGAUGUCUCCACCAAGCCAGAAAAUACAAAAUGUACCAACUGUAUACACAACAAUUUAGAAUGUGUCAUCUAUGUGAGAAAGAAAAGGUGCUCAAACAAGAGGAAACAUUUUGUACCGUCUAACGAACCCAUAAAACAAGAUCAGUUGAGUGCAGAGAUCCCACCUAAAGAUAAUCAUAGAAGUCCCCCCAAAGGUGUGUUUACAGAUGCACAUAUUCCUGGCAACGACAAAAAUACCCUAAUUGGUUGCAGUUGCCCUGUACCUAAAUUUGCAACUAAAGGUAAUGUCAGUAUUCUAAACACCAACUUAAACGAAAUAGAAUCGAUACCGGAGAAGCAAGAUACUUCCUUGAUUCCCCCUUUUCCUUCUAGUAUUUUAAAGGCGCCAAUUCAGAACGAGUUCCCUUAUAUUAGUUCUAUAAAGCUUGAUCCCAAUGAUGUGUUGAAGGAAAAUAUGCGUGAUUUGAUGAUGACCGAAUUUGGUCUACACGAGUCCAUAAACAACCAUCUUACCACUAUUCUCGAUAACGCCCUCUACCAAAUCACUGAGAAUAAUAAACGUGCAUAUAGUCUAGACACUAUAGAUUUCCAGGUUUUGGAAAUAAAUGGAUGCUUUACUUUACCAGAUGAGGAAACAUGUUGGAAGUGUAUCAGAAAUUUUUUUGAGUACAUAAAUCCUCAAUUGCCGAUAGUUGAUAAACAGUGGUUUUAUAAAAACUACGCAGAUCUAAGGCGGCCGCCCUCCUUGUUGUUACUUUAUUCGAUUCUCUUUAUAGGGGCCUGGCAUGCUAACUCUGAAGAUGAUGAUAUAGAAAAACAGAAUGAAAAUAUCAAGAUUUCACAGGUCUUUUUCCGAAGAGCAAAGCUAUUGUAUGAAUGCUCUAUUGAAGUCGAGCCAAUUGCCAUAAUUCAAUCAUUAAUUUUGUUUUCCUUCAAUAACAACAGCAUGUCGAGUUUGUCAAAAAUCGAAUAUUAUUGGUCACAUGUGGCCGUUGUUGUAGCCUUGCAAUAUGGGUUCCAUCUGAAACCUCCAAAAUCAUUGCCAGAAGCAGAGAAGAGAAUAAGGAAAAGAUUAUGGUGGAUUCUUUAUUAUAGAGAUCGGUCCCUUGCAUUUGGUUAUUCUAGACCCAGCAUUAUAAACUUGAAAGAAUGUGAACAUGAUGAUUUAGAACUAGAAGAGCUAAAACAAUCAGGAUUCACGAAGCUCGAAUCAUUGUAUAUAAUCUACCUCGUAAAAUUUGGGAAGCUGUUUGAUAAAAUAAACACAAUACAACAAGACAUAACAAAAAGUUAUUUGAGUGGUAAGCCAGUGCUGCAUCUAAUGAAAAAAUGCGAUUCAACCAUGAUCAAGUUUCUAGGGUCUUUCCCAAAGGAGCUUAAGUUCAGUUUUAAAGAACCAUCUUCCCAAUCUUUUCUUUCAACCAUGAUAAUGUCACAUUAUUAUACUCUAUUAAUAGUCAUACAUAGAGCUAACAUAUUGAGGCAUACAACAGAUAACUACCCCUCUUGGGCUAUAUCUUUUCAAGCUGUAUUGUAUAUCAAAUCAAUGAGUGACUGCUUAGUGUCAAAGCAAAUGAUAUCAAAAGUUGCAGUAUUGUCGCAUAAUACAUUAACCACAUCAGCUAUUAUAAUGCUAUAUCAUUUGCUAAAUGAAGAUCCAAAAGUUUCAGAAAUAGCAAAGGCUUUUUUCCUUAGAGUACUGGGUAUAUGGAAAUCAUCAUACAAAAAAUUUCCUUCUUGCUACCCGAUGCUUUGUAUAUUUGGGAACCUUUACAAUUCGGAACAGUAUUUAAAGGAGGUUGUUAGAUCAGUAGCCCCAAAAGACAAAGGAAGAGAAAAAGUUGAAACCGAAAACUAUGAUAUAGACGAAAAGAGCUCUCGUUCUUUAAAGCUUCCUGAUUUAUCAUUUAUUACACAUCCUAAUUUUGACUCAAACAUGGCUAAUUCGAUCCACAACAAUAUUGACCAAGAUUACAGAAUGUUUUUUAAAAUAGGAAUCGACUUUAAUAAAUUAUUUACCGAUCCUGUUUUCACAGAAGGAUCAUCACUACUACCAAGGAGUGAAGUAAAUAACAUAAAUGGCAAUGAUUUAUUCUCGGAUGUUAAGCCCAAAAUCAGAGUUAAAAAUGAUUCGAUUACAACUUCUAGUAGUUCAGCGAAAACUUCACCACAAUCAACCACGUUGAAGUCACCAGAGACAAAGUUUCAGUAUGGCCAUGAAAACUACACCCCGCCGAGAUAUGAGGUUCCAGCCAUAAAUGUAGCUGUGCCAGAUGAGGCCCCUCAGAAUCAAUGUGAAAAUUUUGGUAAUCAUAUUGAAAAAAACAAAUAUCCUAUUGACCUUUUACAAGCAACCUGGCGGCCUAAAUUUAUCAUAGACGAUAAGCCAAUCAAUUCUAAUACACCCGAUUAUAGCAGUUUCAAUGGCGGUGAAAUCUCUACACACGCAGAAAAUAUUUCACAGGAUAUACUAUUUUCUAGUGGAUAUCAAAUCAUGGGCACAGAUUCAUUUCAUAGCGGAAUUCAGGAAGACAGAAAUUUAGAUCCACAAAGGUGUAAGUAUAAAAACCCGAGUUCCGAAAGUUUUCCUAUGUCAACUACAAAUGUCCCUAAAUUCACCAAUUCUGUUAUGCAAUAUACCAAAAAUACAGAAAUUUCACCUGUCGGUCAGGUGCAGGCAUCGAUGGUUCAGUACGGACCACUGCGAAGGAAUCAAGAAAAUACAUUCCAACCGUUAAAUAUGAAUCCUCAACAUGAUCUCAUUCAAAAGAAUUAUAGUGGCCAAUACCAGCAUCCAGUUUCUACUCAGAACCUCAAUUCUGAAAAUGCAACAGACCAAAUUCUUCAUCAGUCGGACUCCAAUGGCAGUAGUCAGUUGACUCAUCAAUACACAUAUCACCAGCCACAGGUACUACAGGAAUAUAUAACUGGAUGUUUUGACGCAAAUCCAUAUUCGCCGUACCAACAAUACCCUGCAGCUACAGAACAGUUGCUUAAUCCGUAUCAACCACACACUAAUAAGUUGGAUUGA
This is a messenger RNA of Pichia kudriavzevii, 3150 nucleotides long. RefSeq lists its product as uncharacterized. Lineage: Eukaryota; Fungi; Ascomycota; Pichiomycetes; Pichiales; Pichiaceae. Gene Ontology annotation, biological process: DNA-templated transcription; regulation of DNA-templated transcription. The transcript has a single exon. Gene Ontology annotation, molecular function: DNA-binding transcription factor activity, RNA polymerase II-specific; DNA binding; zinc ion binding. The record is from RefSeq and is a predicted model, not a curated record. Bases 1 to 3150 code for a protein of 1049 amino acids.